Eimeria necatrix is the source of this 1101-nucleotide messenger RNA. RefSeq lists its product as hypothetical. The transcript has a single exon. Bases 1 to 1101 code for a protein of 366 amino acids. The record is from RefSeq and is a predicted model, not a curated record. NCBI's taxonomy places the organism in Eukaryota, Apicomplexa, Conoidasida, Eucoccidiorida, Eimeriidae.
AUGGGCGCGGAGCCGCGGCCCGUGCUGCUGCGCCACCUGCUGCGCUGCUUCCAGCGGCUGCAGCAGCAGCAGCUGCCGCAGGGGCUGCGGGGAGUCGAAUGGCUGGACAUUUUGCCCCUGGCUCCUGCGCGGCUGCAGCGGGACUUGCUGGCAGCAGCAGCAGCAGGCUUGAUGCGGGAGCGGGGGCUGGGGCUGGAGGCUGCGGUGCCGCUGCUGCUGCAGCAGCAGCAGCAGCAGCUCGCCGCCACCCGCAAGAAAGACGCAGCCAGGCUGCUGCGCGCUGCGCUGCCGCUGCAGCAGCAGCAAACCCUCCACGACCAAGUCCAGGCCAAGGCUGCUGCCAGGGGCUGGAGUCUCAAGAAGCAGCGCCGGAAGCUGCGGCGGGCCAUUCGAAGAGCAGCAGCAGCAGAGCUGCAGCGCCUCAAGACACGGCUUGCUGCUGUCAGGGAGGCGCCCCUCAACGCGCCCCCCAAGGGCGUGCAGCACCAGCUCCGGGAUCAGGCCAGGCCCCCCGCGAUCGAGGACUGCAGCAGCAGCAGCAGCAGCAGCAGCAGCAGCAGCAGCAGCAGCCUGCUGGCACUUGAACAGGGGGGAACGGUCGGAGCCACUGCUGCGCUGCUCGACACGCCCUUCACAGCCUCCGAGCUGCCUCUGGCGGAAGCAGCGGAGAAGCGAGACGCGCAGCAGCAGACGCGUGCAGCUGCUGCUGCUGCAGCAGCAGCAGCAGCAGCAGCAGCAGCGGAAGCUGCAGCGGGGGAGGCCGAGGGCGACGAGAACGAGGCCGGGAGCAGCAAACUGCUGCAGCAAAGCGACGGAAGCGCGAAGAAGAGAAAAAGAAGCAGCAAGAAGCAGCAGCAAAAGGAGCUGCUGCUGCUGCCUUCCUCCAGUGCUUCCGAAAGUGAACAGGAAGCGGCGGUGCUUCCUGCAGCAAAAGAAAAACAAAAAGUCAAAAACAAAAACAAAUCCAAUUUUGAAUUCAAAGAAAAAGACAAAAAGAAACAGAAAGUGAAAGAGCCGGAGGAGCUGCAGGCGGAGGUUUCCGAAUCGCCGCAGAAGAAAAAGAAGAAAAAAAGAAAAGAAUGCGACGAAGAGCCCACUUGA